Molecule: messenger RNA, 1239 nt
Organism: Pygoscelis adeliae (Adelie penguin)
Lineage: Eukaryota; Metazoa; Chordata; Aves; Sphenisciformes; Spheniscidae
Gene: MPHOSPH6
Product: M-phase phosphoprotein 6
Exons: 4
Coding region: 1-444 (147 amino acids)
Biological process (GO): maturation of 5.8S rRNA
Source: RefSeq, a predicted model, not a curated record
AUGCAAAGGGGUUUGGAUUCACAAACUAAAAAACAACUAGAAGAGGAAGAAAAGAAGAUAAUUAGUGAAGAACACUGGUACCUUGAUUUACCAGAUCUAAAGGAGAAAGAGAGCUUUAUAAUAGAAGAGAGGAGCUUUAUGCCAUGUGAGGAUCUACUUUAUGGCAGAAUGUCCUUCAAAGGAUUCAAUCCAGAAAUUGAGAAGUUAAUGAUCCAAAUGAACUCUAGGUGCAAGGAAGAAGAAAUUGAAGUGGAUGGUAAAAUGGAGGCUGAUGUGUCAGAUGAAGAAAUGGCCAGAAGAUAUGAAACAUUAGUGGGAACGAUAGGGAAGAAAUUCUUGAGAAAAAGAGACCAGCAUGUACUCCAGGAUGAAGAUGAAGAUGGGAGUAGUAACACAAGACCUAGCAAAAAAGCAAAGAAAAAGUUCUUAAAACCUCAGGAUUAAUGUCAGCUGCACAACUGGAGCUAAUAGAAAUGUUAUCUUCCAAAUACACUAACAUGAACCGGAGAUUGUUUGGAGUUCUUGCUAUUUAAUGUAAAGGAUAGAUUUGUAAAUCUGAGUCUGUUCUCACUGAAAAUUCUACCAUCCGCACAACAAACGUUUUUCAAAGUGGAUGUGUAUAUAAUGGAUGUCAUACAUCCUUUCCUCUCUCAGCAGCUUUUAAUGUGUGGGGCACUAAUCCCAUCAGCCUUUUUAAAUGUUGUGCAUAACUAGAUCGAGUGUCACAAGCAAUCGAGAGCAACAUUAUUUACAAUUUAUGCUAACAUCUGAAAGAACUAUUUGGAGUAAAGACGUGCUUUGUCCAAUCCAGUAAGGCAGUUCAGCUUUCACUGUGUUUUCUAUUAUGAAAAUGAAAACCUUUGCUGUCUUCAAGUUGAAAAAAGUCAGCAGAAACAUGUUUUGGGGUUUUUUUACUGUGCUAAAAAUAAGAUGGGAAAAGAACAGAGAGAUAAAAUCCAUUUUGUUGAAUUUUAUUUUUUAUAAAGCUUAUUUAAAAAUAGAGGGGUUUGUAAAAACUUUUUUAUAGAGCAAGCCAAAUAUUGGGCAACAUUUACAGAUUGACGCUGGAGCAAAUUGUGAGUCUUAAUUUGUGUCUUCCAAAAGAAGUUUGCUAAUGUUGUCUCUUUUUCAGAAAAAAAAAAUCAAUCUUAUAAUUAUCUAGAUCUUGUCAUAAAAGCAUAAUAACGGUUUCAGAAACAUUUGAAAGCUGAAUAAAACCUGAUUUUUUUCUGUGGUUAA